GCCGCUCACAGGAUGUUCUGCUGCAGCUCCGUCUUCUUGCAUCCUUUUUUGACCCGAUUGUCUCUGUAUUGUCAUCAUGAACCUGUGGCUCGGCUCGCUGCUGUUUGCUUCGCUGCUUCUGAUUGGCUCAGCUCUCUCACCUGAAGAAUGCCGGCCGCUGGUCGCACCCGUCUCUCUGGCCGACCCGUCUGUGAUCUAUGGAAAAGUAAAUUUCCUCGCAGGCUACACGGAUCACGACUUUCAUAAUGCGAUGCUGAAGUUAACCGAAAGCUCCUGGGUGAACAUUACAAAGUCGCCGGCAGGCAACAAUGAGAUUAUCACGAUUCAAGGGAGCAAUAUAAAUGGAACCUGCUUGAAAAACUCCCAGAAGAUGAAGAUAGAGGGCGACACCAUAACGUCCUCCUAUCUUAACAUGACCGCUGUGUCUCAUGUGCUGCCGAGCUGCGACGGCUGUUUGGUCUUGAUGAUAAACAGCACUGCCAAAAACGUCGAAAUUCUCCUUCGGCUAUUUAAACUCGGCAACGCAAACAUCCAGAACGAAGUCACCGCUCGUUCUCUUUACUUUCUAGACAGAGGAUCGGCCGUGUCGGAGUCUGACAUGGAGCGUUUUAAGAAGCAGGCGAGCUGCUUGGGCUUCUCUGGAGAACCAGACUUCCUCCACAAGCCUGAGAAAAGUUUUUGCAAAGAGGAGGAGAGCAUCCAUUUGCCAAAUUCCUUUUAGUCAUUCUGCAUCUAAUUUGCACAAUGACUAAAAUGUUUUUUUCUUGUGCAACAUGUAGUCUUAAAGCUGCAAAGACAAUAAAACUGAUCAAUAAAUAUU
Xiphophorus hellerii (green swordtail) is the source of this 820-nucleotide messenger RNA. RefSeq lists its product as uncharacterized. NCBI's taxonomy places the organism in Eukaryota, Metazoa, Chordata, Actinopteri, Cyprinodontiformes, Poeciliidae. The transcript has 6 exons. Bases 77 to 721 code for a protein of 214 amino acids. The record is from RefSeq and is a predicted model, not a curated record.